CUAUGACAGCUUUGACUACUACCAGUUUCCACAUGACUCAAAUCUGACCAUCUCCAUUCCACUAGAUGUGCUGGUUAAGUGGACAGAAGAUCAGCAUAAACUGCCACCUGUCCUCUACCUCCAUUUUUACAACUGUGUCAGAGAAAAUAAGAACCAGUUCAUGUUCACCUUGCUAGCCAUUUUUGUCCAUCUUAAGGUUUUCAAAAAGGUAUGAUAAAGCCUGCUAGUAGGCUAUGAUGGUGUCCUGCGAGAGCUGCGCUUGGUCGGUCCCGCUACAACUGUUUAUAAUUGUAAGGCGCGCGGGUUCCCUGUGGGCCCUACACACAAUGCCCGGAGGCGCAAAGUUAGUAAAAGAGUUCUUAGAGAGAAGCCACGUUUGGUUGACUCUUUGUUUGGUGUCUGGUAUUAUUAAAAAUAAAUAUCGUAUUUUUAAACGUGUAGAGGGAACAUUGGUCCGCCGAGCCGGAUGAGUAUCCCAGCGAUCUCACCACUACACGAUUCCUUCUCUGAAGGAAUCUGUGGGCAAUAUUGGGUACCAUUUUCCUUCAUCAACCCCUUUAAAUGUCCAGGGUGUCCAAACUCCUAACAGUGCAAGUCAUACUAGAACCAUAAAUGGAGAGUAUGUUGACACGUUUAUUACAAGGCUUGUUGAUGGUAAGGAGACCAUCGUUGAACAAUCCAUUGGUAAUGUUGUUACCAGUUUUGCUAUCUUGCGCAAUCAGGAACAGCAGCGCUUACCCCCACUUGAGUUUAACAGGUUCUCAGGACAAGCCGAAAGACUGGCCCGCAUUUAUUGAGCGAUUUAGGGAUCUGGUACAUAUUAAAACAACCCUCACAGAUUCCGAUAGAAUGGCUUAUUUAUACCAGAAUUUGGAUGGGGAGGCCAAGAGGGCUGUUGAGAGUUUGGGAGUAACUAUGUUAGUGCACUCAAUAUGUUAAAACAACAGUUUGGCAACAAUCACUGAGUUGUAGCUGCCUAUCUCAAGAGCAUGGUUGACGGGCCGGACGUUGUUCAGGGUGAUAGACAGUCCCUCAGGUAAUUCCACUACAAGGUCAAGGCCUGCGUGCAAUGGUUUGCAAAACUGGGCCAGGCAGCCAUUUUACAGAAUCCUGAGUAUCUAGGCAGAGCUGCUAUGAAGCUUCCGGACGGCAUGCGCAUGAGAUGGUACGAACAUCUGCAAGGUGACUAUGAUGGCUUGUCCCUCCUGGACUUUGAGAGAUGGUUGCAGAGAAGAGUUGAUCCAUAAACAUGGUGGCCUUAGCGUGAAGACGCGUUUUUGUAGGGCUGUCCGUCAACUCAUGCCUUUCGCGAAGGAGCGCUAGAAUAGUUUGCAUACAGAAGUGUUUUAAUGAACAAGCGUAAGGAACGAGGAUCCAGUAGCUCUAGCGCCUCAACGGUAUUGCCCCAGCCAAAAAAGUUUAUGGAAGUAUUUGAGAAGGAAACAAUGGCGGAGAACGGGGAAGUUAGCAAGUCUACUGAAAAGCAGCCAGUGACGCUUGAGUCAAUCUGGUUAGUCCUUUUAGAAGUUCAAGCAAACACCCAAGGUUUAAAGGAAGAGCAAAUAAAGGAUUUGGAGAAGAAGAGUGUGGCGCUAGACACGAGGGUUUCCACUCUCGGGAAACUUGUUGUCCGAGUUGAGGAAAACGCGGCGAAAGAAGAAUACAUAGAAAAGUUGGAGGUUAAGCUAGAUUCAUUGAAACAAUAUACCAGGAAGAACUCGAUAGAAAUAGCGGGGGUGCCGAGCGGCACUUUUUCAUGCGAGGAAGUCGUAAUAAAUAUGGCAAGAAUGUUGAAGGUGGAUAUCAAGACGGAGGAUAUUGAAAUUUCACACCGGCUAAAGAAAAGGAAGCAAGAAGAGUUCAGUCCUAUUAUCGCUAAGUUUAUUUGUCACAAGAAAAAAGCGGCGUUCUUAAAAGCUAGGAAAGGCCUUAAAGAUGUGCGGUACUGGGAUUUGGAUGUCGUCGGGCUGAAGAAACCAGCGUGCAUUGAUGCGAAGCUUUAUGGGCGCAUAUUUAUAAAUAAAAAUCUAACGCCAGCUAGCAGAAGGAUCUUGGGGAGAGCAUUGGCUAUGAGGAAGAAGAAGAUGCUGUUCAGUGCUUGGUCGAUAGACGGGAAGAUUUUCAUCAAGAGGUCAGAAAACUGGAUGGUUGAAAAAGUCGAGUCUCUGAAAGCCCUGGACGCAGCUUGAGAACGGUACAAAAUGCAUAAUUACUGUAAGUAAUUAUUUUGUUGUUAAGUCGUAAGGAACUGUAGGACUAUUUAUCUUUCUGUUCCUCAUUAACGGAAAAGUUUGAAAAUGGGUCAGGGACGCUUGAAGGAAAGUUUUAGGGCAGUUUUAAGGACGGUGCAAAAUGUAUGAUUACUGUAAUUAAUUUUGCUUUGCUCAGUCAAGCUGAAAGGAACAGCCAAAGACUAGCUAUUCCUUUG
Messenger RNA from Nematostella vectensis (starlet sea anemone), 2428 nucleotides. RefSeq lists its product as uncharacterized. The record is from RefSeq and is a predicted model, not a curated record. The transcript has a single exon. NCBI's taxonomy places the organism in Eukaryota, Metazoa, Cnidaria, Anthozoa, Actiniaria, Edwardsiidae. Bases 1350 to 2189 code for a protein of 279 amino acids.